Cladophialophora bantiana CBS 173.52 is the source of this 1851-nucleotide messenger RNA. RefSeq lists its product as uncharacterized. Bases 1 to 1851 code for a protein of 616 amino acids. Lineage: Eukaryota; Fungi; Ascomycota; Eurotiomycetes; Chaetothyriales; Herpotrichiellaceae. Gene Ontology annotation, molecular function: NADP binding; flavin adenine dinucleotide binding; N,N-dimethylaniline monooxygenase activity. The record is from RefSeq and is a predicted model, not a curated record. The transcript has a single exon.
AUGGUACAUUCUGUCGACGAGUUACAGGUAGUCACGGCGGCUGGCGUCAAAGAAGAAGUGAUGAAUACCACACUCAAGCCAACGCUGAAUGGUGUCUUGGAAGAACCUCUGCAAUCCUCAGCUGUAGAAGGUCCGAAAAUGAUCAAUGGCAAUGUCAAAGAUCUAUGCAACAAUUACCAGAUCCGCGAAAGCCCCAUGGGCACCAAACGCAAGCUGAAGGUCAUCUUCAUGGGCAUGGGAUGCAGUGGGAUCAAUUUCGCCCAUCAGAUUGGAAAGGAGAUGGAGAAUGUUGAACUGGUGAUCUAUGAGAAAAACAGCGACAUCGGUGGAACCUGGUUGGAGAACAGAUACCCGGGAUGUGCAUGUGAUAUUCCCAGCGUCUGCUAUCAGUACAGUUGGCAUUUGAAGCCGGAUUGGGAACGCUAUUACUCGGGGUCGAAACAGAUUUACCAGUACUUCCGACAAGUAGCGGAGGACUUCAACGUGAUGAAGUUCGCGCGUCUAAACCACAGGAUCAUCCGAGCCGAGUGGCUUGAAACUGGUGGUCAGUGGAAAGUCACCAUUAUGCGCAACAAUGAUCCCGCUGAUACCUUUGUCGACUACGGGGAUUUCUUCCUCAACGGUGGCGGCGUGCUUAACAACUGGCGAUGGCCUCAGAUCAAGGGCCUAAAUGACUUCAGCGGCCCUCUUCUGCACACCGCUCAUUGGAACGAGAACGUGGAGUUGCAAAAUAAGCGAGUUCUCGUCAUCGGUGCCGGUAGCUCGAGUGUGCAGGUCGUACCGACCAUCAUCGACAAGGUCGAUCAGCUCUACGUCGUUGCUCGAUCACCAAUCUGGGUGACCGCAGGCUUUGCACCCACAUAUGCCGGCCCCAAUGGCGAGAACUUUUACUAUUCGAAACAGACACAGCAGAAAUUCAAAGACGAUCCCCAGUUCUACCUGUCCUACUGCAAAGCCAUCGAGUCCGAGCUGAAUAUCCGCUUCAAAUUCUACAUCAACGGCUCCGAAGAUGCGAAAAUGGCCAGGGAAUACUCAAUCCGCGAGAUGCAGAAGAAGCUGGAGAAGAAGCCCGAGCUGAUGGACAAAUUGAUCCCGUCUAACUUUGGCGUAGGGUGUCGCCGCCCCACACCCGGUAAUGGAUUUUUGGAAGCCUUGACGCUGGACAAAACUACCGUUCUCGCAGAAGAGAUUCAAGAGGUGACACACACAGGAUUCGUCGAUGGCAAAGGCCAAGCGCAUGAAGUGGACGUUAUUAUCUGCGCGACCGGGUUCGACACAAGCUUCCGACCGUCGUUUCCCAUGCUUGUCGACGGGAAGAACCUCCAGGAAGAAUUCGUAAACGGCGAUGUCACAGGUUACUUAGGCCUGUCUAUGCCUUCGGUGCCAAACUACUUUGUCUUUAUUGGGGCUUAUGGCCCGCUGGGCCACGGCUCCGUGAUCCCCAUGGUGGAAGCAUACACCAACUACAUCAUCCAAGUCUUGCAGAAGGUGCAGGUCGAGGACGUCAAGAGCCUGCGUGUCAAUCGAUCGGUGGCAGAGGCGUUCACGCGGCACGCGGAUCUGUACCUGAAGCGGACGGCAUGGUCAGGUCCGUGCAGCUCGUGGUUCAAAAAUGGCAUCUCCUCCCGCAAACCUCUUUGCUGGCCGGGUUCACGAGUGCAUUACCUGACGAUGCUGCAGAAGCCCCGCUUCGAAGACUUUGACCUGGACUAUCUGUCGGACAAUCGCUUCAACUUCCUCGGUAACGGGUUCGAUAUUCGCGAAUUUGAUGGAAGAGACAUCACUUGGUAUUAUGGUUUGCUGAACGGUGAGGAUAAGCAGCCUACAUCAUUUCCAGAACCUGUCUAUUGA